CGGGGCCGGGAGCGGGAUCGGGAUCGGGGCCGCCGCGGGGAUGCUGCGGGUCUUCGUGCUCCGGGCCGAGGCGGUGCAGACCCCCGACACCGACAUCAGCGAUGCCUACUGCUCCGUGCUCUUCGCCGGCGUAAAGAAGAGAACCAAAGUGAUCAAGAACAACGUGAACCCCGUGUGGAACGAGGGGUUCGAGUGGGAUCUGAAAGGCAUUCCCUUAGACCAGAGCUCUGAGCUCAACGUCAUCGUGAAAGACCAUGAGACCAUGGGAAGAAACAGGUUCCUGGGAGAAGCCCACGUCCCCCUCCGGGAUGUCCUGGCCUCCCCCAGCCUGGCCGCCAGCUUCAACGUGCCGCUGCUGGACACCAAGAAGCAGAGCACCGGGGCCUUCCUCGUCCUGCAGGUAUCCUACAUCCCUCCGCCAGGGGCUGCUCCCCUGUUCCCACCACCUGUCCCUCCAGAGCCGAUGCCGACCGCAGCUGAGCAGGACACAUUCACUGAUACAGCCGGGGAGGAGGAUACCGAGGACCUGAUCGUGACGGGGGAUGAGGAGGAGCCGUCCUCGGGGCCCUCGGUGCCCUCAAUGCCCGAGCAGCCCACUCUUCCCAAGAAGCCCCCUGGGCACCACGUCCAGGGGCUGAAGAGAAGGAGAAGCUCAUCCAAAAAGCCUCUGUCCAACAAGCCGCAGGAUUUCCAGAUCAGGGUGAGGGUCAUCGAGGGCAGGCAGCUCCCUGGAGUCAACAUCAAACCCGUGGUGAAGGUGACGGCAGCCGGGCAGUCGAAACGGACCAGGAUAUGCAAGGGGAACAGCCCCAUCUUCGACGAGACCUUCUUCUUCAACAUCUUCGAGGCUCCAUCUGAGCUGUUCGAUGAGCACAUCUUCCUCACGGUGGUCGAUUCUCGGUCUUUCAGGACGGACUCCGUAAUUGGGGCAUUUCGGAUGGAUGUCGGGACAGUUUAUGCAGAACCGAAGCACGCUUUCUUGAGGAAGUGGCUGCUCCUUUCCGACCCCGAAGACUUUUCUGCCGGGGCCAAAGGUUACUUGAAGGUCAGCCUGUUCGUGCUGGGGUCAGGCGAUGAAGCACCGCUGGAGAAGAAGGAAAAAGCCGAAGACAAGGAGGACAUCGAGGGAAACAUCCUGCGUCCCACUGGCGUGGCACUGAGAGGGGCUCACUUCUCCCUGAAGGUUUACCGGGCAGAGGACCUGCCGCAGAUGGACGAUGCCGUCAUGGAUAACGUGAAGCAGAUCUUCGGCUUCGAGAGCAACAAGAAGAACCUGGUGGAUCCCUUCGUGGAAGUCAGCUUUGCCGGCAAAAUGCUCUGCUCCAAGAUCCUGGAGAAGAACGCCAACCCGCAGUGGAACCAGAGCAUCACCCUGCCAGCCAUGUUUCCCUCCAUGUGCGAGAAAAUGAGGAUCCGGGUCACCGACUGGGACCGGAUGACGCACAAUGACAUUGUCGGCACCACUUACCUGAGCAUGUCCAAAAUCUCCGCCCCCGGUGGGGAGCUGGAAGUUGACGACAGCCUGGGAUUCCUGCCGACGUUCGGCCCCUGUUAUGUCAACCUUUACGGCAGCCCACGGGAAUUCACUGGCUUCCCAGACCCCUACGAGGAGCUCAACCUGGGAAAGGGAGAGGGUGUAGCAUAUCGGGGCAGGCUGCUGGUGGAACUGGAGACCAAGCUGGUGGAGCACAUUGAGCAGAAGGUGGAGGACAUCCCAGCUGACGAUAUCCUACGGGUAGAGAAGUUCCUGCGGCGCCGGAAGUAUUCCCUCUUCGCCGCCUUCUACUCGGCCACCAUGCUCCAGGACGUGAACGACCCCAUCCAGUUCGAAGUCAGCAUCGGCAACUACGGCAACAAGUUUGACAACACCUGCCUGCCGCUGGCGUCCACCACGCAGUACAGCCGGGCCGUGUUUGACGGCUGCCAGUACUACUACCUGCCCUGGGGCAAUGUGAAGCCAGUGGUGGUGCUGUCCUCAUACUGGGAAGACAUCAGCCACAGGACAGAUGUGCAGAACACCCUCCAGCGCUGCGUAGACCAUCUGGAAGCGAACCUGGAGCAGGUCCACAUCAUGCUCAAAGCCAAGUGCUCGCCCCGCGACUUGGACGCCUCGGUCGCCCGGUUGAUUGAUGACAUCAUCGCGGACUGCAGCCAGCCCCUCGCCGACGUCAUGGGGAAGCCAGCCUGCACCCACCUGGACCAGUACGCCUACCGCUUCCGCAGCACCAACCUGAAUCAGAUCGUGCAGGCGGCUCUGAAGCUGAAGCAUGAGGACACGGACCUCCAGACCGUCCUUGAGCAGGCCGAGGACUGGCUGCUGAGACUGAAAGCCAUGGCUGAGGAGCCGCAAAACAGCCUGCCGGACAUCGUGAUCUGGAUGCUGCGCGGGGACCGGCGCGUGGCUUACGCCCGCGUGCCAGCCCACGAGGUGCUUUUCUCCAGGAGCAGCGCCAGCUGCUGUGGCAAGAACUGCGGGAAACUCCAGACCAUCUUCUUGAAAUACCCACAGGAGGAGGUGAUGGGCAUCCGCAUCCCCGCCCAGGUGCGGGUCCAGCUCUGGUUCGGGAUGUCUGUGGACGAGAAGGAGUUCAACCCAUACGCCGAGGGGCGGCUCUCCGUCUUUGCCGAAACCUACGAGAACCAGACCAAGCUGGCGCUGGUCGGGAACUGGGGCACGACCGGCCUGACCUACCCCAAGUACACGGACGUCACCGGCAAGAUCAAGCUGCCCAAGGACAGCUUCCGCCCCUCUGCCGGCUGGGCCUGGGCCGGGGACUGGUUCAUCAGCCCGGAGAAGACGCUCCUUUACGACACGGACGCUGGUCACAUGAGCUUCGUGGAGGAAGUGUUUGAGAAUCAAGUCCGCCUUCCCGGUGGCCAGUGGAUCCACAUGGCAGAAGCCUACACAGAUGUGAACGGAGAGAAGGUGCUGCCGAAGGACGAGAUCGAGUGCCCCGCGGGGUGGAAGUGGGAGGACUCGGAGUGGGACACGGACCUCAACAGAGCCGUGGACGAAAGAGGCUGGGAGUACGGCAUCACCAUCCCCCCCGACCGCAAGCCCAAGUCCUGGGUGCCGGCGGAGAAGAUGUACCACACCAACCGGCGCCGGCGCUGGGUGCGGCUCCGCCGGAGGGACCUCAUGCAGACGGAGGCGUUGAAAAAGCACAAGCAGGAAGAGCUGGAGGGCGAGGGCUGGGAAUACGCUUCGCUUUUCGGCUGGCGGUUCCACCUGAAGUACCGCAAGACGGACGCUUUCCGUCGCCGUCGCUGGCGCCGACGCAUGGAGCCCCUGGAGCGCACCGGCCCCGCCGUCGUCUUCGCCCUGGAGGGCGCCCUGGGAGGCGUGACGGACGACAAGAGCGACGACGGCAAGUCGGUCUCGACCCUGAGCUUCGGCGUCAACCGGCCUACCAUUUCCUGCAUCUUCGACUAUGGAAACAAAUACCAUCUCCGUUGCUAUAUGUACCAGGCACGGGAUCUGAUUGCCUUGGAUAAGGACAGCUUUUCAGACCCAUAUGCAAUCGUCUCCUUCCUCCAACAAAGCCAGAAGACCGUGGUGGUCAAGAACACCUUGAAUCCCACCUGGGACCAGACCCUCAUCUUCUACGAGAUCGAGAUCUUCGGAGACCCCCAGAACGUGGCCGACUCCCCUCCCAACAUCGUGGUGGAACUUUACGACCACGAUACCUACGGAGCGGAUGAGUUCAUGGGCCGCUGCAUUUGCCGGCCCAGCCUGGAGCGCUCCCCAAGGCUGUCCUGGCAUCCCAUCACCAAGGGGAACAGGAACACAGGGGAGCUGCUUGCUGCCUUCGAACUGAUUCAGAGGGAAAAGCCGGCUGUUCACCACAUCCCUGGCUUCGAGAGCGAGUUGUCAGCAGACAGCCUGGAUGAGUCUGCAGAUACGGACCUGCCCUACCCUCCUCCCCAGCGAGAGCCCAACGUCUACAUGGUCCCUCAAGGAAUCAAGCCGGUUCUGCAGCGCACGGCCAUCGAGAUCCUGGCCUGGGGGUUGAGGAGGCUGAAGAGCUACCAGCUGGCCAGCAUCGCCUCGCCGAGCCUGGUGGUGGAGUGUGGAGGGCAGAGCGUCCAGUCCUGCGUCAUCAAGAACAUCAAGAAAAACCCCAAUUUCGACGUCUCCGUGCUCUUCAUGGAAGUGCGCCUGCCCAAAGAGGAUCUGUACAGCCCGCCCAUCAUCAUCAAGGUCAUAGACAACAGGCCCUUCGGCCGGAAGCCCGUGGUGGGCCAGUGCACCAUCCGGUCGCUGGAGGACUUCUACUGUGACCCGUACAGCAAGGAGACUAUCGUCCCUGAGGAGCACCCAGAUGACGUGAGCCUCACCCCCAGAGAUGACGUCCUCAUUGAUAUAGAUGACAAAGAGCCGCUCAUUCCUGUCCAGCUUGCAGAGGGCAUGACCAGCUCAGCUCUAAUUAACAUGACAGCUUCUCGGUCCGAUCUUCAUGAGGAAGAAUUCAUUGACUGGUGGAGCAAGUUCUACGCUUCGACGGGGGAGAGGGAGAAAUGCGGCUCCUAUUUGGAGAAGGGCUUCGACACGCUCAAGGUCUACGAGACGGAGCUGGAGAAGGUGGAGGGCUUCGAGGGGCUCUCCGACUUCUGCCACACCUUCAAGCUGUACCGGGGCCGCAUGCAGGAUGCUAACGAAGACCCCACUGUCGUGGGGGAAUUCAAGGGCUUGUUCAAACUUUACCCUCUCCCGGACGACCCACGCGUGCCGGUGCCGCCCCGCCAGUUCCAUCAGCUCCCAGCCCGAGGCCCCCAGGAGUGUCUUGUCAGGGUCUACAUCAUCCGCGCCUUUGACUUGCAACCUAAGGACACCAACGGAAAGUGCGACCCCUACGUCAAGAUUUCAGCGGGAAAGAAAUCCAUAAACGACCAGGACAAUUACAUCCCGUGCACGCUGGAGCCUGUCUUUGGAAAGAUGUUUGAACUGACCUGCUCUCUGCCUUUGGAGAAGGACCUGAAGAUCACAUUGUAUGACUACGACCUCUUGUCGAAGGACGAGAAAAUAGGAGAGACCAUCAUAGACCUGGAGAAUCGGUUCUUGUCGAAAUAUGGGGCUCGCUGUGGCCUCCCCCAGACCUAUUGCACUUCUGGGCCCAACCAGUGGCGAGACCAGCUCCGUCCAUCCCAGCUGCUCCACCUCUUCUCCUUGCAGCGCAAUUGCAAAGCUCCCGUGUACAAGACAGACCGGGUCGUGUUUGGGGAGCAGGAGUACUUCCUUGUGGAGCUCGAGGAUGGCAAACCCCCCAACCCUCACCUGGGUCCCCCCGAGGAGCGGCUCGCCCUGCACGCACUCCGGAAGCAAGGCCUGGUGCCUGAACACGUGGAGACGCGGCCUCUCUACAGCCCGCUGCAGCCCGAAAUCGAGCAGGGAAAGCUGCAGAUGUGGGUGGACUUGUUUCCCAAAUCGCUGGGUGCCCCCGGCCCUCCUUUCAACAUCACGCCGCGGAAAGCAAAGAGGUUCUUCUUGCGCUGCAUUAUCUGGAACACCAAGGACGUGAUCCUAGACGACCUCAGCAUCACCGGCGAGAAGAUGAGCGACAUUUAUGUGAAAGGCUGGUUGGUUGGCCAUGAGGAGAGCAAACAGAAGACAGAUGUGCACUACAGGUCCCUGGGUGGCGAAGGCAACUUCAACUGGAGAUUCGUCUUCCCGUUCAACUACCUUCCUGCUGAGCAAGUCUGUUACGUCACUAAAAAGGAGCAUUUCUGGAGCUUGGACAAGACUGAGAGUAAGAUCCCACCUCAGCUGACCUUCCAGAUCUGGGACAACGACAAAUUCUCCUUUGACGAUUACUUGGGUUGCAUUCAGAUGGAUCUCAACCACAUGCCCAAGCCUGCCAAGACAGCUGAGAAGUGCUCCCUAGACCUGCUGGAUGAAACCUUGUCCUCGGACCGGCUCGUGUCACUCUUUGAGCAGAAGACGGUCAAGGGCUGGUGGCCUUGCGUUGCAGAAGAGGGCGAGAAGAAGAUCCUCGCGGGCAAACUGGAAAUGACUUUGGAGAUCGUGGCAGAGCAGGAGCAUGAGGAGAGGCCCGCAGGGAUGGGCCGAGACGAGCCCAACAUGAACCCUAAGCUGGAAGACCCCAAGCGGCCGGAGACCUCCUUCCUGUGGUUCACCUCCCCCUACAAGACCAUCAAGUACAUCCUGUGGCGGCGGUACAAGUGGGUCUUCCUCGUCGUCUUAGUGCUCUUCAUCUUGCUGCUCUUCUUCGGGAUCUUCAUCUACGCUUUCCCGAACUACGCUGCUAUGAAACUGGUGAAGCCUUUCAGCUGAAUCUGUGCCGGGGACCGGUGGGAGCGUCGAGUGCCUGCUAAGAUACUGCCUGGUGCCUUGGGGGAUGAGAUGCCAGCCACAGCAGCCUCCUGAGAAGAUGCCACGUGCUGUCUCUGAUGCUAUCCCAUUGCCCAAAUGAAGAUACCGCUCCCAUCUGCACAGCCCCACCUACCUUCUUCACCUCCUAAGUGGCCUGUACCCGAUGCCAAAGAUGGAAUAUUUGCUAUUUCCCUUUUUGGGGGCUUUCUUGGGGUUGUUUUUUUUUCAAUGCUCUGUUUUGUAAAGCUCAAUUAUCAAUGCAAAAAUGGCCCUUUUUAGGGGGAAUGGCUUGCACGGACUCUAGGAGGGUGCGCUGAAAACGUAGACCUGCUGCAGCUUGUAGCAAAGGGGUAGGAGGUGUAAGCACUAGACUGCAAGCCGUGAGCCCGGGUGAAGUCUCGCUGUCUCCAUCUCCUGCCUCUGGGCCGCGGGGAUUGGGGAGCUUUUAUUACAGAGGAUUUGCACUGCUUGAGCAAAGCCCCCGCACACAUCUCCCACCCCUCAGGGCAAUGGGGGCUCUUUCCGCUUAGCAGAAGGCGGUGGGCUACAACCCCGAGAAGGACUGGAGCAAAACUCCCUGGGCACUAAGGAAAGCUUUGCAAGAUUUGGGCUUUUUCACUCCAUUUCUCUCCGUUGCACCCUUUUUCCUCUUCCUGGGUGGACACGUCCCCCUGCAACCGUUCACCUCCGCCGCGGUGUGGCUGUGGGGCUCGAGCGGAUAAGGCCAGGACCGCGUCCCGCGGGCAUAGGUCCUGCUCUCCCCCGGGACCUACCCUCUGCAGCCUGAGGGCAGGUCCCCACGGCCGCGGUCCAACGUGCAGCGUGACAAUCAGCUCAGCUCCUCUGCCGCCGGGUCGGGACCGCGGGGCGGACGCAGGAGAGCAGGCACCCCCGGGGGAGCUCCCUGCCGCAGGGGAUGGGAUUGAGGCAGAGACCUGGCCCCUUUCUUUGUCUAGCCCGUCUUUGAAAGCAGGGUGGGGGCAGCCCUGUGGCAGCCGUGCCACGGAUUAGCCCAAGAGGUUUCCAAGUGCCACUCUGAUGCCCUUCCCCUGCCUGUUCUUCUGCUCUGCUUUCUGCUCCCUGCUCUUUCCCUGAUCCACUGGUUUGCCUUCUGCUCCCUGCCCUGUGCUCCCUACCUGAUCUGCUCUGCUUUCUGCUCCCUGCCCUGUGCUCCCCACUUGCCCUGCCACUCUACUUUCUGCUCCAUGCCCUGUGAUCCUUACCUGAUCCACUGCUCUGCCUUCUGCCUGCUGCCCUGUGCUCCCUACUUGAUUUUAUCUGCUUUCUGCUCCCUGCCUUGUGCUAGCUGCCUGGUCUGCUGCUCUGCUUUUUGCUCCCUUCCCUGUGCUCCCUACCUGAUCCGCUUUCCUUUAGCUCCCUGCCCAAUCUGCUGCUCUGCUUUCUGCUCCCUGCCCUGUGCUCCCUCCCUGCUUUGCUCUGCCUUCUGCUCCCUACCUGAUCUGCUCUGCUUUUUGCUCCCUGCCCAAUCUGCCGCUCUGCCUUCUUCUCCCUACCUGCUCUACUGCUCUGCUUUCUGCUCCUUGCCCUAUCUGCCACUAUGUUGCCUAUCCCUGAUCUGUCCUGUGCCAGACACAGAAGCCGGUCGCAGCACUCGUGCCAGCCCUGCUUUAACAGAUAGGGGACACAUGCCGCAGUGCCUACUUGGCCCCAGCUCUUGCCCUUGCAAACAGCAGGUUGCAUUUGCAGCGGUCAGCUCUGCCUGCUUCCCUACGUGCCGGUCAGACGGGCAGCUCCCCACCCACGUGCUCCAGGGUGUACGUGGGGGUCAGGAACAAAUCGAUCCCCAAAUUCGCUGUGGCCAGCCAGCUGCAGUGGCUCUGUGAGCUGGACCCAGCCCGCGGGCCACGUGCUAGCACCCCUGCCCUCGCCCACUCUCCCUUACUUUAGCAAGCAAGCAUCUUCCAGAAUAAAGACAUGAAACCUGAA
Molecule: messenger RNA, 8278 nt
Organism: Alligator mississippiensis (American alligator)
Lineage: Eukaryota; Metazoa; Chordata; Crocodylia; Alligatoridae
Gene: DYSF
Product: dysferlin
Exons: 55
Coding region: 41-6292 (2083 amino acids)
Biological process (GO): plasma membrane repair; macrophage activation involved in immune response; vesicle fusion
Cellular component (GO): T-tubule; membrane; cytoplasmic vesicle
Molecular function (GO): calcium ion binding; calcium-dependent phospholipid binding
Source: RefSeq, a predicted model, not a curated record